Lampris incognitus (smalleye Pacific opah) is the source of this 4620-nucleotide messenger RNA. RefSeq names its product WD repeat domain 6 (gene wdr6). The transcript has 10 exons. Lineage: Eukaryota; Metazoa; Chordata; Actinopteri; Lampriformes; Lampridae. The coding region runs from base 1 to 4479 and encodes 1492 amino acids. Gene Ontology annotation, biological process: tRNA methylation. Gene Ontology annotation, cellular component: cytoplasm. The record is from RefSeq and is a predicted model, not a curated record. Gene Ontology annotation, molecular function: protein binding.
AUGGAGACAGCAGCUCUGGUGGCUCCAGUCACCGCUUUGGAGUUUUUGGAUAAAUAUCUACUGGCAGGUGAGGGUCCUAUCUUGAAUGUGUACAGCCUCCUGCCUCACCCUAAACCCUACGCCUCACUGAGCGUGCUCCAACACUACCGUAUUCAUGGGAUCCGACCCAAACCACAUGAAGCUAAUUCUAAGCACCUGUCUGCAGCAGAGCCCUGCUGUGAACAAGAAACAAGUCCCCUGGCACAGAGCAAUAUACCCAAACACUUUGACUUUGUUGUAUUUGGAGGCAAAGCUGUGAGGCUGGUGCGGCUCAUCAUAAAAUUCAGUGGUGAGGACCAUCUGCAUGUGGAGGCCCUGGGUCCCCUCAUGCAGCUGCAUGACUGGGCCUUGGACGUCCGCUGGCUCUCUGGAGAGAGACACUCACUCCUUGGCAUAGCUCUAGCUCACAACAGCACUCUUCUCCUGGAUGCAAAUGAAGGAAAAGCACUUGUUCAUUGCUCCUGCCUGGAUGGCUGUCUCCUCUACUCUGCCUUACUUGUGAUGAACCAGUCCUGGAUGGAUUCCAUCAUAGUUGGGGGAACUGUCUUCAACCAGCUGGUUCUGUGGAGGCCUGGAAGAGAGGUCAACAAGUCCAAACACAAAGCCCCAGUGGAGCGGCGUCUGCUUGGGCACAGUGGGGUCAUCUUUAGCAUUUCCUACCUUCAAGAGAAAGGAUGGCUGGCAUCAGCUUCAGAUGAUCGCAGCGUGAGAGUGUGGGCCGUCGGGUAUUUGGGGGGACCCGGCGGGACAUGCGGGGACCUGAACCCUUCUUGCUUGAGGGUUUUAUAUGGGCACCAGGCCAGGGUGUUCUCGGUGCAUCUUUCCCUAGGGCAGCUCUUCAGUGCUGGUGAAGAUGGGGCUUGCUUAGUCUGGGACUGGGCUGGAGGUGGGAAGGUGACUCGGACUUUGAAGGGGCACCGUGCCGGUGGGGUGCGUGCCCUGGCUGUCAGCAGGGGUAAAUAUGAUGAUGGAAUGCAGGAGAAAUGGGUGGCCACUGGGGGUGCUGAUGGAGGGGUGAGGCUGUGGAUGGUGGAAGGGAAUCAGAAAAAGGGGGAAGAAGUGACAGAGACCCUAACAGACCUAAAGUUCAAUGGUCAAGGCACUCCUAAAGUAGUAUGUGUUGUUGCCGGAGGAGAUGGAAAUGCGAGUUGGACCCAGAGUAAAGUUUUGGUCUGUACUGAUCAUGGAAUGGUUUACAAAUACAACAGUGGAUUGUGGGAACUAAUAUGGCAGGGAGCUCUGGAAUUCCAUUCCUAUUGUGUCAUGGAAAUAUUGACAGUCAGGUUGAGAUACUGCCUUUACAAGGCUCAUCUUUGUGCUCUGGGUAACCUCAGUGGUGGAAUACAAGUCUUCCCCAUUUCUCAACCCCAGUCAGGAGUACUUCUCACAGGGGGAUCAGGGAAGAUUCAUAGUCUUAUUUGGGUGAAGGGUAAAGACAGCUGGAGACAAGGGGGGUAUUUGCUUGCGUCUGGGGCUGAAGGACUUGUCCAUCGCUGGUAUAUAGAAGUGGAAGCUGAUGAGGACUCUCGCUUUGUUCUCAAUGUCCAUCCCCUCACUCCUCUUCUUUUGCCAUCUUGCGCCAAACGCUGGUUGACUGCCGCAGUGUGCCACCCUUCAAGCUCACUGGGGGUGCUGUGGUUUUGUGGCGAUAGAAGAGGUUCCCUGCUUUUGUUUCAGGAAAGAAUUAAAACAGGGCAAAAGGAGAGAGCGAAGGGAAUGGACUUAGGUAGCAGUAACAAGAGUGAGAAAGAUGGGCAAACAAGCAGAGAGAGAAAGGAGGCGAGUGGAAGCAGAACAGAAGAGGAGAAUGAGUCCCCCCUCCAGCCACAGAGCUGUCUUUUCGGCGUACAUGGGAAACAAGGAGUGACAUCGGUCUGUGAGUACCAGGGCCUUCUCUACAGCACUGGAAGAGACGGCUGUGUGCGGGUCUUCAGAACACGGCCAACACCACGUGAACUGCAACAAGAAAAUAAGGGAAGCUGCAGAAUAGACGGUACCAAUGAGGGGCUUCAACUGGAGGUUCUGCGAGUUCAGCGGGCCUGCAAGGGCAUGGAGUGGCUUGAGAGGGUUUUGAUUUUGGAGCCGGAAGCCUCUGCAACAGAACUUCCAGAACACAAAAAGGAGGAGGGGGAGGAGGCCAGGGAGGUGCAUGAGAUGAGCCAAAUAGUCUAUACCACAGAGGAGACGACAAAGGCAACAGAGAAAGGAAAAAGUGCAAGAAGAGAGGCGCGUUUUGUUAUCGCCGGGUUUCAUGCUAUGCAUUUUGUGGCGUGGGACCCCGUGAGGCAGGAGAGGCUGCUGGCAGUGCCCUGUGGUGGGGGGCAUCGGUCCUGGAGCCUCUGGCCAGCCCACAAUGGUCUAUGGCCUGGAUAUGGAGCUCUAGUAUUCAUCAAGCAGGGAGCCGUUCUGGCUUCACAGCCCCCUGCAGAGGCUCAUAUCUGGGCCGGGAGCUCAGGAAAGACCGGGGGAUGGGGCCUGAGAGAGGGUGUCCAUGGGAAGGGUAUUGGGUGUGUGUGUAGGCUAGGGAGAAUAGGGCAAGCUGGGAUAAGGAUUCAUACAAUGAACGCUGGAAACCACGGUGGGAUAGAGACAAGAGGUUGGUCUGGAGCCAAACCUCAGGAAACAGAAAGAGAGGAGGGGGACUGGGGUUGGGAGAUACUGGCGACAGGAGGCGAGGACACCAGUUUGACCAUCCUGGCCAUCCAAUCAAACUCCGGUGCAGUCCAAGUUCUCUCAGUCAUCACCGACCACAUCUCUAGCAUCCGGACAUUGACUGCUGUCAUGAGUCCAGAAAGAGAUGGGGAUAGAGGUGAAAAACAACUGUCCCUCUCUGCCCUGCUCAUCUCAGCUGGUGGGAGGGCUCAGAUGCAGUGUUACCGGCUUUUAAUAAGCUGGGAUGGACAGAUGCAAGUUCCUUCUUGUCAGGUGAUCCAGGUUGCCAGUCACCGAUUGGACGAACAGUGGGAGAGGAGGCGGAACCGGCACCAGAUGGUAAAAACGGACCCAGAAACAAGGUACAUGUCAGUAGCAGUGGUGGAUGAGGUCACAGACGGUGUUCUCCUGGCUUUGGCCUGCAGUGACGGAGCUGUCAGAUUGUUUUCAGUCAGUGAGGUUAUAGGUCAUAUUGAGUUGCUGUGGGAAAGUUUCUACCACCAGCGCUGUGUGCUCAGUGUCACCGCCUGCAGUCUGGAGGAUGGAAAAGGCAACAGGUACAAGCUCUUGUUCAGCGCUGCCACAGAUGGGGAAAUUGCAGUGUUGGAUGUGACCACAUCCCUUUCCUCAUUGGGCAGCAGUUUAAGUGACAGUCCAACUCCACCAAUCCCCUGCCUGAGUAUCCCUGCCCACCAAAGUGGUGUCAACUCAUUAGCUGUAUGGACACAUAGAGCUGUACAAGAAGAGGACAGUUGCCUGGUAACUGUUGCCAGCGGAGGAGAUGAUGGACAACUGACAGUGUCUGUGAUUAGAGUGCACUACCCUGAAGGGGCGAUAGAGGGCAGCAGACAACCAUCACAGUCUCAGGAACAGUCCUCUCAGCAACAAACCAAGUCUCAGACUCAUUCCCCCGUCCAUCUCCAUCUCUAUCUCCACCAACAGUCCCAUGUUCCCCUGGCCCAUGCUGCCCCUCUUACAGCCCUGAGGCUCCUUUCUCCAGGCUUGCUAACAUCCACAUCACCCGACCAGCGGCUGUGCAUCUGGAGGGUCUCCAGUGCUGGAAUCAGCCACUGCGGCACGCUCUAUUCACAUGUAGCAGAUGCUGCGGGACUGGCAGCAUGGGAAGAAGAAACAAUGGUGAGAGAGAUGAGGGAAGGGACGAUUAAUGAUGUGGGUGAGGGAAAGAAGGAGGGCAGGGAGGAGUUGAGGAUUAACGUAGGCAGUGGUGCCAAAAGAUCGACAUUGGUUGGAGGAGAGAGAGAGGUCUGGGUGAGCUCUAAGGUAGGCUUAGAAGUAGGGGGUAAGACCCCGCAGGAGAGAGAGGGCAAGGAAGGGAGUGAGACAGGUGGGGAACUCAAUCUUACAGUGGUUAAGAUAGAAGAGAAGAUGAAGAACACAGUUGCUGAGGAUGAAUGGGUAGGCAGGACAGCUGGUAAGCUAAGAGAUCAUACAGGUAGUGAGACUGUCAAUAAAACCGUGUGUGUGACAAGAUGUGAGGCAAGCAAUGAGUCAGUUUGUAAGACCAGAGACCAAGUAAUAGGGUUGGCAGUUGGUGAGUCAAACAGGGACACAGAUGAUAAAAUGGGCAGCAUGACUUGCAAGACUUCCAAUGAGACCAGGGUUAAGAAAGAGAGGAUUGGGUGGGUGUUGGUCUGUGGUCAAGGUUUACAGUUAAUACAAGUUCAAAACACAGAGACGGAUGAAGAGAUUGGAACAAAGAUGAGAAGAGACAGGACAGUCAUGGAGCAGCUUGUUAAAGUGACUUUACCAGAAAACAACAUAAGUUGAAUCUUGAAGUUGUCAUGUCUAAAUCUCACAAUCACUAUCACAAUGGACAAAACUUCCAAGUUAGCUUGCCAUAAAUUUGACAUUUGUUUGAAAUUACUUGGCGAGUAUCUGAAAAGUUCAGAGGAGGAACCACUUAUGCAU